ACUUGAGCUGUUGAACUGAGCUGAACUGGGCUCAGGGGAAGGAGGAGUGGGGAUUGAGCCCCUCACCUCCACGUACUCCUCUCUGUGCCUGAAAUUCCUCCAUUAAGCAGCAUCGCUGUCCCCUGUAAACACCCACAUUAAGCCAUUAUUCAUCAUUAUGGCUUGAGUAGGCGUUAGUCCCUCAGAUCCUUUCCUGCUGAAAGCAGGAUCUGAUGGAGAGAGGGGAGGAGAGAUGGAUGGAUCUGGGGACCGCCAGCUGGUCCAGGAGUGGGAAGGAAAGGUGUCUCUCAGACUCUGGAAAAGAGCUGUUUUCUGGGGGAAUGUGGAGUCACUCAGGGUGUCUCCAAGCCAGGCCCUCUGGGACUCAGGCUCCUGAUGGAACCGGAAGGCCCCUAGUCCUGGCAGGAUCUGCCGGCCCCAACCCGCAUCCUCUCUGCGCAGGGACCAUGGCGCUUCCCGGACUCUGGAGCUACCCAGGCGCUGCCUAGUGAUCCGCACGCGACGCGGCGAGGGGGGCGCGGGCGGGGACCCCGGGGACUGUCCAUGCCCCGGGUGCGGCCGCGCCCCCUCCCCCUUCAGCCGGGCACCCCCGCGGCUGGGCGGCGUUCAGAGCCGCGGGGCUGUCCGGGUGCCCCGUCGGGGGUGACAACCCGGCGGCCUUGCUGAGGCCACCAUGUGACACGGCGCCGCUUCGUUGCGCGACCGAGCGGCGGCGCUCUGGUGCCUCCUGUCCAUGCUCCUGGGGCCCGGUCCCGCGCAGGCCAAGCAUGAGGCCGAGGCCCGACGGGAGGGGGCUCCGGGCCGGAGCCGCGCUGUCCCCUGCGCUGCUGCUGCUGCUGCUGCUGCCGCCGCCGCCGCCACUGCUGGGACGUCUGUGGGCCGCGGGUACCCCCGCGCCGUUGGCGCCCGGGGCUCGGCAGGACGGCGCACUGGGAGCCGGCCGCGUCAAACGCGGCUGGGUGUGGAACCAGUUCUUCGUGGUGGAGGAGUACACGGGCACGGAGCCCCUGUACGUGGGCAAGAUCCACUCGGACUCAGACGAGGGUGACGGGGCCAUCAAGUACACCAUCUCAGGCGAGGGCGCUGGGACCAUCUUCCUGAUCGACGAGCUGACAGGUGACAUUCAUGCCAUGGAGCGCCUGGACCGCGAGCAGAAAACCUUCUACACGCUGCGGGCCCAGGCUCGGGAUCGUGCCACCAACCGCCUGCUGGAGCCCGAGUCGGAGUUCAUCAUCAAAGUGCAGGACAUCAAUGACAGCGAGCCCCGCUUCCUGCACGGCCCCUACAUUGGCAGCGUGGCCGAACUCUCACCCACAGGCACGUCGGUGAUGCAGGUGAUGGCCUCGGAUGCGGAUGAUCCCACGUAUGGCAGCAGUGCUCGGCUGGUGUACAGCGUGCUGGACGGCGAGCAUCACUUCACUGUGGACCCCAAGACCGGCGUAAUCCGGACGGCUGUGCCUGACCUUGACCGCGAGAGCCAGGAGCGCUAUGAGGUGGUGAUCCAGGCCACAGACAUGGCGGGUCAGCUGGGUGGCCUCUCGGGCUCCACUACUGUCACCAUCGUGGUCACCGACGUCAACGACAACCCUCCCCGUUUCCCGCAGAAGAUGUACCAGUUCAGCAUCCAGGAGUCGGCCCCCAUCGGAACGGCCGUGGGACGUGUGAAGGCUGAGGACUCAGACGUGGGAGAGAACACAGACAUGACUUACCACCUUAAGGAGGAGAGCAGCAGCGGUGGCGAUGUGUUCAAGGUCACCACAGACAGCGACACUCAGGAGGCCAUCAUCGUAGUGCAGAAGCGCCUGGACUUCGAGUCCCAGCCAGUCCACACCGUGGUCCUGGAGGCCCUCAACAAGUUCGUGGACCCCCGCUUCGCCGACCUGGGCACGUUCCGCGACCAGGCAAUCGUGCGCGUGGCCGUGACCGACGUGGACGAGCCCCCCGAGUUCCGGCCGCCCUCCGGCCUCCUGGAGGUGCAGGAGGACGCGCAGGUGGGCUCCCUGGUCGGCGUGGUGACGGCGCGGGACCCCGACGCCGCCAACCGGCCCGUCCGGUACGCCAUUGACCGCGAAUCAGAUUUGGACCAGAUCUUCGAUAUCGAUGCGGACACCGGCGCCAUCGUGACUGGCAAGGGGCUGGACCGCGAGACGGCCGGCUGGCACAACAUCACGGUGCUGGCCAUGGAGGCGGACAAUCAUGCCCAGCUGUCCCGGGCAUCCCUAAGGAUCCGAAUCCUGGAUGUGAACGACAAUCCCCCAGAACUGGCCACACCCUACGAGGCAGCUGUAUGCGAGGAUGCCAAGCCAGGCCAGCUUAUCCAGACCAUCAGCGUGGUGGACAGAGAUGAGCCCCAAGGCGGGCACCGCUUCUAUUUCCGCCUGGUGCCUGAAGCUCCCAGCAACCCUCAUUUCUCUCUGCUUGACAUCCAAGACAACACCGCUGCAGUGCACACGCAGCACGUGGGUUUCAACCGGCAGGAGCAGGACGUGUUCUUCCUGCCCAUCCUGGUGGUGGACAGCGGGCCGCCCACGCUGAGCAGCACGGGCACACUCACCAUCCGCAUCUGUGGCUGCGACAGCUCUGGUGCCAUCCAGUCGUGCAACACCACGGCCUUUGUCAUGGCUGCCUCCCUCAGCCCUGGUGCCCUCAUCGCCCUCUUGGUCUGCGUUCUCAUCCUGGUCGUGCUGGUGCUGCUGAUCCUCACCCUCAGGCGCCACCACAAGAGCCACCUGAGCUCAGACGAGGAUGAGGACAUGCGGGACAACGUCAUCAAAUACAACGACGAAGGCGGCGGCGAGCAGGACACGGAAGCCUACGACAUGUCGGCGCUGCGGAGCCUCUACGACUUCGGCGAGCUCAAGGGCGGCGACGGGGGCGGCGGCGCGGGAGGGGGCGCGGGCGGCGGCGCUGACGGGGGCGCGGGCGGGGGCGCGGGCAGCCCCCCGCAGGCCCACCUGCCCUCCGAGCGCCACUCGCUGCCGCAGGGGCCGCCGAGCCCGGAGCCGGACUUCUCGGUGUUCAGGGACUUCAUCAGCCGCAAGGUGGCGCUGGCGGACGGGGACCUGUCGGUGCCGCCCUACGACGCCUUCCAGACCUACGCCUUCGAGGGCGCGGACUCGCCGGCCGCCUCGCUCAGCUCGCUGCACAGCGGCUCGUCAGGCUCCGAGCAGGACUUCGCCUAUCUCAGCAGCUGGGGUCCGCGCUUCCGGCCCCUGGCCGCGCUCUACGCCGGCCACCGCGGGGACGACGAGGCCCAGGCCUCCUAGCCCCGCGCCUUGCCGUCGGGGCGCGGCUGCUCCCCCGCCCAGCACCCGCCGGGGUCCCAGGACGAAGCGUUUCCCCCGCGGACCCGCUGCCCCGCCCUCCGCUCACCCUCCCUCGGCGGCCGGACGGAGGGCAACUUGCGAGGGGCGGACUCCCCCACUCCUCCUCCGCUAGAGGUGCAGCUUAGCAGCCCGGAGCUGCGGGAUUCUGACCAACGUCAUUAAAACUGAGGCGAGACCGGGCACGGUGUGGCUCUGGGGUUAGAACGGGAGAUGGGGGUGGCGUUGCCGAGUCGGGAAGGGGCGGGUUACUCAAUCCUGGCCUGGAGGAGAAUGCUGGAGCGAGCACGCCGCUGAGAUGCCCCCGCCUCAGGUUUCCCCCAUCAGAGUUAAGAGGAAGGAAGGCUGUUCAUUUACUAAGCACCUACUGUGUGCUGGGACGCUGUACAGAGACCAGCUCAGUCAUCAUAGAAACCAUGAGGUGGGGUCGUGCACGAAAUAGAAGGGGAAAUGACCCCAGAGAAGUGGCUGUGACCCAUCCCAGGGCCCCUGGCCAGUGAAUGGUGGAGCCUCCGGCACUGACCAGCUGCCUGGCCUCGGGCAAGUCACUUCACUUCUCUGGGCGUCAGUUUCCUCAUCUGUCAAAUGGGGUUAAUAACAGAACCUACCUCGAAGAGUUGUGAGGCUAAAAAGGGUUCGUAUGUGUCAAAUGGUUAGGACAGUGCCUGGCACAUAGUAGGUGUUCAAUAAAUGCUAGCCUUUGUUACUGUU
Molecule: messenger RNA, 4034 nt
Organism: Callithrix jacchus (white-tufted-ear marmoset)
Lineage: Eukaryota; Metazoa; Chordata; Mammalia; Primates; Cebidae
Gene: CDH22
Product: cadherin 22
Biological process (GO): cell migration; cell-cell junction assembly; adherens junction organization
Cellular component (GO): plasma membrane; catenin complex; adherens junction
Molecular function (GO): calcium ion binding; cadherin binding; beta-catenin binding
Source: RefSeq, a predicted model, not a curated record